Molecule: messenger RNA, 447 nt
Organism: Chenopodium quinoa (quinoa)
Lineage: Eukaryota; Viridiplantae; Streptophyta; Magnoliopsida; Caryophyllales; Amaranthaceae
Exons: 3
Coding region: 1-447 (148 amino acids)
Source: RefSeq, a predicted model, not a curated record
AUGAGCAUGACUGGAGAUUUAAAUUUCUUCCUUGGCUUGCAAAUCAAGCAAACUGAAGAGGGAAUCAUGAUUCAUCAGCAAAAAUAUAUUAAGGAACUGAUCAAGAAAUACAAGUUGGAAAAUGCCAAAACCAAUAAUACUACUAUGGGAAUUUCUACUAGAUUAGAUGAAGAUCCAUCUGGAACUUGCAUUGAUCAAUCUAUGUAUCGAGGUAUGAUAGGCUCACUUCUCUACUUAACAGCUAGCAGACCUGACAUAUCUUUUAGUGUAGGUGAUUUGAUUAAUAGAAAAAGCACUUCAGGUAUGGUACAAUUUUUAGGUCCCUUUUUAGUCUCUUGGGGUUCCAAGAAGCAAAACACAGUUGCUUUAUCUACUGCAGAAGCUGAAUAUGUGGCAGCGGCAGCAUGUUGCUCACAAGUUCUAUGGAUAAAACAACAGAUAUUCUAA